Molecule: messenger RNA, 2094 nt
Organism: Pseudoliparis swirei
Lineage: Eukaryota; Metazoa; Chordata; Actinopteri; Perciformes; Liparidae
Gene: tspo
Product: translocator protein
Cellular component (GO): mitochondrial outer membrane
Source: RefSeq, a predicted model, not a curated record
AUGUGGCUGCCCAUGCUUGGAAUGACCGCCCUGCCACAAGGAGGGUUCUUUGGCGGUUACAUCACAUGCAAGAUCGAGGUGAAGACCUGGUACCCAACCCUGCAGAGACCAUCAUGGCGUCCACCAAAUGCAGCAUUCCCAGUAGUUUGGACCUGUCUGUAUACAGGAAUGGGGUAUGGUUCCUACCUGGUGUGGAAAGAGCUGGGAGGUUUUACUGCGGAUGCUAAGGUUCCACUGGGACUUUAUGGACUGCAGCUAGCUCUGAACUGGGCCUGGACUCCUAUCUUAUUUGGUGCACAUAAGCUGAAACUGGCACUCAUGGAAAUUGUGCUUCUUACUGGUGCUGUUGGAGCCACCAUGGUGUCUUGGUAUCCCAUCAGCCAAACUGCCACCCUGCUGAUGGCGCCCUACCUGACCUGGCUGUGCCUUGCCACCACUCUCAAUUACUGCAUAUGGAGAGACAACCGUGAGGAGAAAGAAGCGGAGGAGACAACUAGUGUUGCCUUAGUACAGGGGUGGGCAAACUUUUUGACUUGCGGUCCACAAUCGGUUCUAAAAUCUGACAGAGGGGCCGGGCCAGGAGCAUUUGGACACGCAAUGUAAUUUAUUAAACCUGGAGAUUGAGUCUGAUUUUUAUACAUUUCAAUUAAAGGUGCAAAAUUAAAGAAAUCAACAUUUACUGGAAAAAGAUCAAUGGAAUCACUUUCAACAGUCAAAACAUAUUAUUACCCAACAAAAUAAUCAAGCUCAAUAAUUUCUAAUUGUUUUAAACCCCGCAAAAUAAUGGACGGAUUGUCUCAGCUCUCUAUAUAAUGAGGCACAAUUGUCCUCAGGUACAAGUGGAAAGAGAAAAUAUGGCCCUAAAGCUAAAAAUGUAAGUUCGAUUUUUACAAAUUCUUCAUAUCUCUUCUGAAAACACACCUUUACUCAUGUGGACGAACUGUUUUGAUGUUUGAAAUUGGUUUACCAAAGGUCAUAGGUUCACAAAAACAGUGAAAUAUCGGAAUACAAUGCUAGAUACAUGUAAAUAAAUGUGGAAAACUAUAUUUUGUAUUAUCGUUUGAGUAAAAAUGAUGUGGUCUGUCACACAUUCACCAAAAUGAUGAAGAUGGGACUGAGAAAUUACUUCAUAUUGCAGAUAAAGCUUCAUGAGUUGUGUACAAAUAAAAAAUGACCAUUACAUUUUUUUUUUUUUCAAAUAAAUAUGUAUUGUACAUAAAUAUAAAAAUCUACAUUAUAUACAUGUUGAGAAAUAGAAAACAGAACACAACUAUUGACAGACUAUUUACAAUUUGGCUUCACUAUAAUAACAUCAUGUCAUCGUGUCAUGAGACCUCUCUGCUGGCCGGGCAGGUGGAGCUGCAGGUGGAGCUGCAGGUGGAGCUGCAGGUGGAGCUGUAGGCGCUGGUGAAUCCUCUCUGUAAAAUACAAGACUAGUCAGCACCACGCACAUGAAACGGACACCGUGACGGGACACGUAACGUGUAGUAAAGACUCUUACCCGGUCCAAGUGGACCUCUUCUGGCUGCGUGUUCCUCCUCGUGGCUCUGCAGCUCCUCCAGGCUCCGUGCUGCUCGCCAAAAUCACUAAAUGAGCCUUACCUGUGUGGUGGGCGGGUCCUUUGUGAUUUACUGAGUGUUCAUUGGUUGUUUUUUUCGCAAAAUGUUGACAGACAAACGGAUUGACAAAUCAUGGUGAAGGGUUUUGUGUGACGAGUACUUUCCGCGCCAACGCACACCGGAAGUAAACAAAGUUGCGAUUUGGACAAGUUCGGCGGGCCGGAUUAAAAAGCCUAACGGGCCGGAUGUGGCCCGCGGGCCGUAGUUUGCCCAUGUCUGCCUUAGUAUGUCUAGCAGACUGUUUGCUUACAGUCAUCUGCAGCAUAUUAAAGAAAGAUAAGACAACCUGCCUCUGAUCAGUCAUUGAUUUCCAACCCAAAUGCAAUAAAUCCUUGCCAUAUUGAUCACAUUGAAGUGAAUGAGAAACACCUUGUCAUAUGAAUGUAAAUGCAAUUCUUGGUGUGCUUUGAGUAAAGUGGAAAAACUUCAUUUAAUUGCCUUUUCUAAAUAAAUGUCUGAUUUUGUGUGCAUUUUU